UAGGUCAGUUUAGACUGACAUUUAAAUCAGCCGCAGUAAGGAGCAGGAGUACGUAUGGUCUGCAUAGUAGGACAUUAUUUUAAAAUUUACUCAUUUUAUUUUAAGAAAUAAGUGUAAUUUUUGUCUAAUAUUUAAGGUCAGUAGAAGAAAUAAUUAAUUUCCCGCUGCAGUGUUUCAGUCUAAGAAGAGUUGUGUUGUGUUGGUCCUCCAGUUUUUGAAUGAAGAGCUUUCAUUUUUAUGUUUAGAUUUUUUUGUAAUUUUACUCACGAUAGUGCGGUGGUCCGUUAAACCUGAAUGCAUUUUUCAAGCUUUUUCUUUUAAGCAAAAUAAAUAAAUAAAUAAAAAAUUCCGUUACCCGCGGAAAAGGACUAAGGAAAUGUUUAAGUAAGCCUGUUUAUAAUUAUUUGUUGCUACUGUUUGUCUUAAAGAAAGAAAGAAAAAUACUGGCAACCAACUGCAUUUUCUAAGCGUCUCUACAGAAGCAAAACGAAAAUACAAUUGUAUGUUUUACAUGAAAUAUUGUAGUUUGGCCUGAAAAAAAAAACAAACAAACGCCAAAACAUAAUAAAUCAGUCUAUUUUCUGUCUGCAUAAUUCAAUAGCAUUUUAAAAUAUUGUAGAAAGGUAUUCGCUAAAUUAUCAAACUGCAUCAUGUUCAGCUGGUUGGGUAAUGAUGACAGGAGGAAGAAGGAUCCCGAGGUGUUCCAGACUGUCAGCGAGGGUCUCAAGAAGCUCUACAAGACCAAGUUGCUGCCCUUGGAGGAACAUUACAAAUUUCACGAGUUCCACUCGCCAGCCUUGGAAGAUGCCGAUUUUGACAACAAGCCCAUGGUCCUGCUGGUUGGUCAGUAUUCCACUGGAAAGACCACCUUCAUUAGGUACCUGUUGGAGCAGGAAUUCCCUGGUAUGAGAAUUGGUCCAGAACCAACAACUGACUCCUUCAUAGCAGUGAUGCACGGGGAUGUGGAGGGGAUAGUUCCAGGAAAUGCCUUGGUUGUGGACCCCAAAAAACCUUUCCGGAAGCUGAAUGCAUUUGGCAAUGCAUUUCUUAACAGGUUUGUGUGUGCCCAGCUCCCAAACCCAGUACUGGAGAGCAUCAGUAUCAUUGACACACCAGGUAUCCUGUCCGGUGAGAAACAGAGGAUCAGCAGAGGUUAUGACUUUGCUGCGGUGCUGGAGUGGUUUGCAGAGAGAGUUGACCGAAUCAUUCUCCUGUUCGAUGCCCACAAGCUGGACAUCUCAGACGAGUUCUCUGAUGUGAUCAAGGCGCUGAAGAACCACGAGGACAAGAUCCGUGUGGUCCUGAACAAAGCUGACCAGAUCGAGACCCAGCAACUGAUGAGGGUCUAUGGUGCCUUGAUGUGGUCGCUGGGGAAGAUUGUCAACACUCCCGAGGUGAUCCGGGUUUACAUCGGCUCCUUCUGGUCUCACCCGCUGCACAUUCCUGACAACCGCAAGCUCUUUGAGGCAGAGGAGCAAGACCUGUUUAAGGAUAUUCAGAGUCUACCACGAAAUGCUGCUUUGAGGAAGCUGAAUGACCUGAUCAAGAGGGCAAGGCUUGCCAAGGUGCAUGCCUACAUUAUUAGCUCGCUGAAGAAAGAGAUGCCUGCUGUCUUUGGAAAAGAACAUAAGAAAAAAGAACUAAUUGGCAGUUUAGGGGAGAUCUACAGCAAGAUUGAGAAGGAACAUCAGAUCUCUCCAGGGGACUUCCCCAACCUAAAGAAAAUGCAGGAGCUAUUACAGUCUCAUGAUUUGAAUAAGUUCCAACCCCUAAAGUCCAAGCUGCUGGACACGGUGGACGACAUGCUGGCUCACGAUAUCGCCCAACUCAUGGUGCUGGUGCAGCAGGAGGAGAUGCAGAGACCCAACCAAGUGGUGAAGGGCGGCGCCUUUGAGGGCACCAUGAACGGCCCCUUCGGCCAUGGUUAUGGGGAAGGAGCAGGCGAAGGCAUCGACGAAAUUGAGUGGGUGGUGGCCCGAGACAAGCCCAUGUAUGAUGAGAUCUUCUACACCCUGUCGCCCAUCAACGGGAAGGUGACAGGAGCCAACGCCAAGAAGGAGAUGGUGAAGUCCAAACUGCCCAACACUGUACUAGGCAAGAUCUGGAAGCUGGCAGACAUUGACAAAGAUGGCAUGCUGGAUGAUGAGGAAUUUGCUCUGGCUAACCAUCUUAUCAAGGUUAAGUUGGAAGGUCAUGAGCUGCCAAGUGAUAUUCCUUCCCAUCUUAUUCCCCCUUCUAAGAGGAAAAUCACUGAAUAAAAGGAGGAGGGGCAACAGGAAACAUGUGAAGGAAAGAAGUAGUACUCCUUAUUGAAGGUCAUUUUGAGCUUUCAUAAAAUGAUUGGUGGUGAACAAAAAGGCUAUUGAGCUUUUGUGUUAAACCUCUUAAACAUGCUUCUUAGUAUGUGAUAUAAAGAAAGCAAACAAGAAGUGCAGAAGUCUUUGAGUUGCUGAAGGAAACUGAUUGCAGUCUUAGCAUUUAUACUUGUAGAAUUGAUGGUAAGUACAUGAUUCAUACUAUUAAAAAUAAUAAUAAAAUUGUCUUCUUCAGGGACCCAGGGCAUGUAUUACCAUAAACAUAAUAUUUAAAAAAAAUAUUCUUUCUUGUACAGAUAUAUAGAAUACUGCAUGGGGUAGUGUGUGGGAUGACAAUUGAAUGCACACCCGAGGGGUGAGUGGCUACUUAAACCCGGAGGGUGAAGCCAGAGGGGUUUAUCCAAGCAUCCCAACCCGAGGGUGGGCAUUCAAUUCUCAUAUCGCACACUAACGCAUGCAGUAUUUUUUUAUUGUCUCUGCUGAGCAAUUUUUUUUCUGCCAGUGUUCUAAAGUUCAGUGUUACUUGUUGUGGGGGACUCACUCCAUUUAGUUUGUGAGUUACUAGACAGAAAGUGAACUGCAUAAAUAGUUUUAUUUAAAAUAGUAGCAACUUUGAUAACUUUCACACAGUUUAAAUUAAGGUUUGCAUUAUGUGAGACAGUGCAGAGAAAACCGCAAUUGCAGUGAUCUGUGCUAGGAGUUAUAACGUGACCUGUAACCAAAGUGAACAGUUUAAACAUGUAACUUUUUUUUUUUUUUUAAAAAGCAAGCUUCCUGUGGUUUUUCAGGUGGAUUAUUCUUCUCUGUGUGGAGUGUCAGUUAUGUGUUUUAUUUUUUAUUGCGGUCAGGUUUUUGUGGCAAUUAUUUUAUUUUAUUUUUAUUUUUUUUUGAGAAGGCUAAAAACUUGUUAGGGAGCGUGUUAAAAUUACGCACUUCAACAUUUUUGCAAUUUUUAUGUUCAGUAGCUUGUUCCAAGAGUGUUUGUGUUUGCUAACCUUUUUGUAAUAAGUGGUUUACAGUGACUCCCCCGUAGAAAGUGCAACUUCACGUACUGUACUGUGAUUCUGUGUACAAUAUGUAGAUUUAUAGAGUAGCUCUAAUCAAUACAGUUGGCGCCACGUAAUCGGGAUACUGCUAAUCAGGAUUUCUGCUUAAAUGGGAUACAACUGUGGGAGACAGUUCUUCCCAAUGCUAUUUAUGUCUUUUUAAUUGGGAAGUCACUUUGUUUAAUGGGGAUACAGUAUUUUAAAAUUGUGAAAGGAGAUGGCUUUUUGGAGUAAGACAGGUUUGCACAGUGCAGUGAGUAUGUGAUUACCCUGUGAUUUGCUUAAACCAUGUUGAACUCUUGAAGGAGCUGGAGUGUCUGUCCUGUGGUUUCUCAGGCUGCAGUUGCAAAGAAAGUAGUGUCAGCAUCGCAGAUGCCUCGCCUUGUGAUAAAGAUGCAAUGCCAUUCUUUUUCAUUUCAUGUAGAAUUUUUUUUUUUAAUAAUUUUGUUUACAAAUAAAAACGAUUGACUCAUUUUAAAUGAUGUAUUUCACAUUUAAUCAUUAUGUGAUGUGAUUGUAUUAUUUAUUUUCAUUUAGAUACAAAAAAGUGCGGCUUUUUUGUGACUAAGAUCGGCUCAAAUGCCUUUUUAAUUGGGACAGCGGCUUAUUCAGGAUAUUUUUACAUCUCUCCGUGUCCCAAAAAUGACAGUAUGGUCUUGCAUGUGAACUCCCUCGUGCACUUAUUUACUGCUAUCGCAUUAUGUAUUCUUUCUUGGUGCUUUUAACUUAAAAUAUUCAAGACUUAAAUAUAGUGUAGUUACGUCACACAGUUCUCGCCAUCUAGAAUACAUUGUGGGUGAGUAUUGGAAACAUUUCUUCUACAGUAUUGAGGUACAUUAAAAUCUGGUAAUACAAUUGUCUUCCGUUGUUUUAUUUAGUAGUUUAAUUGUAUUUGUUAAGUAAGAAUUGUCUAGGAAUGGAUUUCAAAAGUGCUUGACUCAGAUUUCAAACAGAUGAAACUGUCUUUCAUUGUGAUCAAAUCUCUUUAUGGGUACUUUAGCCUUCUCGAAACUGUAGUGAAUGAAAUGUUCCACUUUGACAAAGCACAGCAAUCUUGUAUUAUUUAAAUAAGGAAAUAACUAACAAAGGAGUUCAGAGUUGUUGAUUUCAAAGCUAAAUGUAUUCUACAGCAGAGUCAACACCCAAGCAAAUGUAUUGUGUACCAAGUUACUAUCAGUCACAUGCAUUCAGUUGAAAUGGCUGAUAAAAUGGACAAUUACCUUGACCAUGUUCUAGUUUUUUUAAUCUGAUUGCUCAAAAAGUACUACCCCAAUCUAGUCUGUGCAGCCUCUGUGAAAUAGCUAUUUUAUUGUAGCACAUAGUUUAAAAAAUACCGUUAUUGUAAACCGUGCUAACGGCUUACAGUAAAUUGAUACAGCUCAUUCUAAAGUGAAUAUGAUAUGUG
Messenger RNA from Polyodon spathula (Mississippi paddlefish), 4766 nucleotides. Its product is annotated as EH domain-containing protein 3-like. NCBI's taxonomy places the organism in Eukaryota, Metazoa, Chordata, Actinopteri, Acipenseriformes, Polyodontidae. Gene Ontology annotation, cellular component: plasma membrane; cytoplasm. The record is from RefSeq and is a predicted model, not a curated record. Gene Ontology annotation, biological process: endocytosis; endosomal transport. Gene Ontology annotation, molecular function: GTP binding; protein binding; calcium ion binding. The transcript has 6 exons. The coding region runs from base 651 to 2258 and encodes 535 amino acids.